Messenger RNA from Pieris macdunnoughi, 363 nucleotides. NCBI's taxonomy places the organism in Eukaryota, Metazoa, Arthropoda, Insecta, Lepidoptera, Pieridae. The record is from the annotation of a GenBank genome assembly.
AUGAAGACAACGUGUGUUUGCCUGUUCGCCUUUGUUGCAUUGGCCGUAGCCGAAAAGUACACAGAUCGCUAUGACAAUAUAAAUUUGGAUGAGAUCUUGAGCAACAGGCGUCUUCUGGUGCCAUACAUGAAGUGUAUAUUAGACGAAGGGAAGUGCUCAGCUGACGGAAAGGAGCUAAAGGGACACCUGACUGAGGCGUUACACAACGACUGCCAGAAAUGUACGGAAAAUCAAAAGAAAGGUUCGGGACGGGUGUUAUCACACUUAAUCAACAAAGAAGCUGAGUUUUGGCAGAAGCUUAAAGCCAAAUACGACCCAGAUAACAAUUACGCGCCAAAAUACGAGAAACAGUACAAACAGUAA